CUUCUUGAGCCGCCCUCGGAGAUGUGAAUUGGCGCUUGACCACAAAUCUGGAUGGAGAGACUUUCAUCGGUCACCUCCACGGGGAGGUCUGUGCUGAGCCAUUGGGGCUUUGCUCGGGCUCAUUCAAAGUUGCUUCAUCGAAAGCUUUCCAUUGGAGGUGGGGCCAGAAGUGGUGCAGCACAAAGUUCUGCAGGAGGACUGUCAAUCUUGGCCUUUGUUGGGGUGCUGCCCAGCCUGAGCAAGAAGCGAGAGCGAGGGCGAAGGAAACUGGGAAGAUGUUCCGGAGGUGGCCUUUCAACCACAUGGGUCAGCGGUAUCCGAGAUAUUGCAGAUCAAUAUGACGCCUUCAUUUUGGAUUUGUGGGGCGUGGUUCACAAUGGGGCAGUGGCAUUUCCUUGGGCAAAAGAGACCCUGAUGGAGCUCAAACGGCUGAGGAAGCUGGUCCUCUUUCUCUCCAACUCCUCCCGUCGCCGCGAAACCAACAGCGCCGCCUUGGAGAAGCUGGGUGUUGGCCCCGACCUUUACGUUGACCUCAUCACCAGUGGAGAGGUCAGCUGGAGGAUUUUGGCAGGUGCAUGCGACGUCAUGGACCACAUCACCACGAUCAAGGAGGCAAAGAACAUCCUUACCUUUGGAAAUGGCAGUGAUGAUGUUGAGUACAUGCGAGCGCUGAAGGAGAAGAACGUUGCAGCUGAUGCGGCGGAGGCGGACUUACUGCUGGCGCGAGGCUGCUUCAGUCUUUAUGGUCCAGAGGUUAAGCAGGCAAGUUGGGAGGAUUUUGACGCUCAACUUCGCCUGGCCGCAGCUGGACGUGUGCCGAUGCUGGUUGCGAACCCCGAUGUGGUACGGCCUGAUGGAAACGACAGCCCCAUGCCUGGAAGGCUGGCGCAGCGCUACCGAGAAUUGGGUGGGCCUGAUCCAACCUUCGUGGGAAAGCCAUACGCAGAGGUCUUCCAAUUAGCACUUGAACAGUUGCAGGAGGCCGGCGUGCCUGCCACAGCUCGAGUUUGUAUGGUGGGGGAUAGCGUUCGUCAUGACGUGCGCGGUGCUUGUGCUGCUGGCCUUGAUGUUGUGCUCCUGUGCAGUGGUGUGCACAGUGAAGCACUUGGUCUCGAGCAAGCCCCAGCUCCGCCACGUCGGCCAUCAGAAGAGAGUUUGCGGGGGUUCUUGGGUGCUUUGCCCCCGGAGGAGACCCCAACCUACGUGACCGCGGCACUGGCCUGGGGCGAGGUGGAGGAUGGGCGGGUUUCAGAGGAGAGUGAGGUAGCGGUUUGUGGCUUAGCCUGUGUGGUGUGUGCCCCAAGACUGAGUGAAAGCUUGUUGAAGGGUUCGGGCUGUUUAAGCCACUAUAGCUGACUUGCUGCACCAAUGCAUCAGGGAACAUCACAGGUC
This is a messenger RNA of Durusdinium trenchii, 1392 nucleotides long. NCBI's taxonomy places the organism in Eukaryota, Dinophyceae, Suessiales, Symbiodiniaceae. The record is from the annotation of a GenBank genome assembly.